Messenger RNA from Lethenteron reissneri (Far Eastern brook lamprey), 5862 nucleotides. Its product is annotated as KH homology domain-containing protein 4-like. Gene Ontology annotation, cellular component: nucleus. Gene Ontology annotation, molecular function: RNA binding. NCBI's taxonomy places the organism in Eukaryota, Metazoa, Chordata, Hyperoartia, Petromyzontiformes, Petromyzontidae. The record is from RefSeq and is a predicted model, not a curated record.
UGACGUCAUACGCCUCGUUGGGCCACAGGGAUAUUUGGCCGACGGACAAAGGGCGCGAACGAAGUCGGCCCUCUGUACUCUGGACGCGUCGUGCGUGAGGGAGAUGAGCACGGAGGUGGCUUCGCUGAGACCCGCGCGGCGGAGCAAGUGGGACGAGGCGGGUACCAGCGAUGAUCGGGUCCCGUGUGCGCUGGAGGCCGCCGCCGCCGCUGCGGCGCGCAUCAACAACAUGCUGGUGGCCCGGGGGAAGCUCAAGGCGCCCGCCAACGUGAACGUGAAGACCGGCAACGACACGCAGGUUAUUCCUGGAAUGACGAAGUCGUCCCAUGAGAAGGUGCAGGUCAACCUGGACAUCAACGACAUCCCUGCCGCAAGUCGCAACAAGAUCACCCUCGUGCAAGUGCAGGAUGAGAUAAGUAAGCAGACGGGCACAGUGGUGUCAACCAGAGGGCGCUAUAUGACUCUGGAGGAAAAGGCAGUGGCUUCUCCCGAUGACCAGCCACUUCACCUUCAUAUCAAGGGGAGCGGCGCGGAUAGUGUGAGCUUGGCCGUGCGGAUGAUCAACGAUAAGAUCGACGCGUGGGUGCGCGGGAACGGCCUGUACGAGCGCGUGUCCCUGUCCGACCCCGGCGUCGCCGGCAUCGGCACGACCUCCCAACCGCCGCCCCCCCCGUGCGGCUUCGCGGCCGAAGCUGUGCCCACGUACCCGCCGGCCGCGGCGAUGACGGCGGGGGCGACGUCCGGGAUGCUGUACGCGCCGGCGCCGGCGCCGCUGCCGACCGUCGGCUUUGCGUCGCCCGCCGCGGUCAAGACUCCGGCGCCUGCAUACCAUCCGGCGCCCGCCUACCACCAGCCGCCGAUGCCGGUGGUGCCGCAGGCGGCGCCGGUUGCGUACUCCCACCCGACGGGGAAUGCGUUCGCCCCGCCGGCGAGUUACUCGGCACCGCCGUCCGGCUUCCGCAUGUCCGCACCGCUCGCUCAGCUGCAGCCCGGGAUGCACUAUGUGCAGGAGAAGGUGUUUGUGGGGCUGGAGCACGCCGAUCCCGCCUUUGGCCUCAAGGCCUCCUUGGAGGGCCCCGGCGGCUCCUACCUGCAGCACAUCGUGCGCGAGACCGGCGCCAAGGUUCACCUGCGGGGCCGCAGCUCGGGCUACAUGGAGCACGCGUCCGGCCGCGAGGCCUUCGAGCCGCUCUACAUUUACAUCAGCCACCCCAGACCAGAGAAGCUGGCUUUGGCGAGAAAACUCUGCGAGGAUUUACUCCAGACGGUUCAUGACAAGUACAGUGCUUACCAGAACUCGAUGAGCGGUCAGGCAGGCUACUCGCAGAUGAACAACUACGGCAGGAUGUCCAUGUACCGCCCUGCCAUGCAAGCACAGCCGGUUGGAACGGCGUGGCUGGGCCCUGACGGCAUGCCGACGCCGUCACCGCAGCCGCCUUCGACGAAUGCGCAAGGACUGGCGUACGCACAGUACCCCGCUCCAGCCUCCAUGUACCAGCCGCCCGUACAGCAGCAGCAGCCACAGCAGCAGCAGGCGCAGCAGACGCAGCAGCAGCCAGCUGCGACGGUGGCAGCUAGCAAGCGGCGCUUUGUGGAAGAGCUUGACAAGGCCGACCCGUCCAGGCUGCUUGGAUACCAGCAUGGCCCCAUUCACUUAUCUCACUCGAGUGCAGGCUCCUCGCAGAGUGCAGCCGGGAUGGCCGCCUCAAGCCUCGCCACUCGCAGCGGAGGUGCUGACGCACGCUCUGGUGACAGCGAGCUGAUGCCACCGCCGCCACCGCUGUCGGCGACGUUCGUCGUGAGCCGCGCCGCGGACCGGGACAAGGGCCGGAUGCCGCCAUCGCCACCCUCCUCCGCCCCCUCGACGGCGCCCGCAGAAGGGUACAGCAGCUCGAGUCCACCAAAGAAGGCGAUGAAGUCUGACGAGAUGCUCAAGUAUUUAAUUCAGUACGGAGACUCCUCCGACGAAGAGGAAGGGAAAGGUCCCAACUAGGGGGCGGUACCACCACCACCCCCUCCCUCUCACGGGGCUCCUCCCGGAAGAGCGAGACGCACCCCAACAAUUACUCUACGGGAGUCGUCUUUUAACGCGAAUGCGCUUUGAACAACGGAGCUCCCCGGAAUUUAGUACGUCCCGGGGAAGCGGGAGAGACUGCAGAGUGGACGCUGGGCAAAAUGCGGCGGCGGCGGCGGUGGUGGUGGUGGUUGCCGGGUUACGAAGCGGCUCCAACCACGCGGCCUGCCCCGGUUAAUGCCGCGGUGAGUGUGCGCUUGUGUGUGUGGGGAGCGGUAGUGUAACGGUUAGCAAAGCUGCGCUGUGAACCCGGCGUGCCGAGUUUGAUUCCCGCUCACGGCCAACACCAACGGUGACAAUCAUCCGAACCGGUCAUGGGCCUCCCCUAAGUCGACCCAGCCUGAAAUUAGUACCUGGCACGUUGUAAACUUCGCCGCUGGGGGAGACAAAGGCGGCCUGGCAUGGUUUUGGCCACCCCCCCUCCCCCCUCGUGUGCCGUGCCGACAUUCACAGAUGCUACUCGCUAACAGCACUUGCCCCACAGUCAGUUCAGGCUAUACGGGGGAUCUUUGUAUUAACCGGAAGAAUGCCGGGCACUGUACACUUCGGGGGGGGGGGGGGGGGCGAGGGGAGUGUUAAAGAUCCCUUGGUGACGUCGUUCGCGUACGAGAGAGUGGUUGGGCCGUUGUGUGCCGGCGUCGUCACGCUCCAGAUAUUUGUUCGAAUCGGGGAAAGUCCCCACCGCAAAUGAAGCCACGAUGGGGGGGUAAGGGGCGGGAGAGUGAGCGGGGGGGUAACGCACAUGAACAUCGCCCCCCCCCGCACGGCACGCCGUGAGCAAGGGAGGGGGAGAGCCUCCGGAGAAAGCCAGAGCCUGGAGAGAGAGAGAGAGACACACCCAGCAGCGAGGUUUUUGCGGGCAAAUAAAUCUGAAGCUGAUGUGUCGUCGUUAAAAUUAUGGAACGACGCCGCUGUUGUUUUAAUGUGGGGGGGGUGGGGGGGGCGGUGGAAUACGGUGACUGCACACGCCGCGGUAGAGACUACAUCCUGAACACCGCAGCCGUUUUGGUGGGUUUUUUUUUUUCAUCCAAGGGCUCGGGUGUUUUGUGUUCACGCGCAACACCAGGAGACGCGGCGGGGACGCUGCCUCUUCCUGCGUUUUGUCAUUCGCCGGCAGUGUACUUGACAGGGUAGGCAGUUUGCAAUGUUGCUAAAGACGGUUUAGACGCGUCGAGCAUUGCUUUAAAUGCCACUGGGGUGUGUGGUUAAGUUGGGGCGUUGGAAUUUCCAUCCGGUGCAGAUACAACGGCUAGACUGAUCGAUGCCCGGGUGCGGUCGAGGGAUGGCUCCCCUAUUGGUCAACCACGUGAUGUGUGCUGAUGAUCUGGUGAUUGCUGCUCACUCAGAGGAGGAGUUGGAGACGCUGUUGCUGAACCUGGAGUGUGCCAGUUCCAAAACUAAGCACUUGCCUGGAUAUUUUGUGCCACCAAACACUCCACUCCCUCAUCUCUCCAUUGGUGAUGGAGCAGUUGUGGAGAGAGUGGAGAAUCCCCGUGUGCUUAUGACCGGCUCCGGUUUGACAGCAGAGGUCUCACUCCGAAUCAGUCGGGCGGCAUUAUCUUAUCACCGGCUGCGCAACGCUUUGUGGAAGCUACCUGGCCUGUCGCUCCGCACAAAGCUUCAGGUGUUCUCGGCCACUGUCAUGCCCUCCCUUCUCUACGCUUGUGAAACGUGGACCCCUCUAACGUAACAUAUGCGCCAGUUAGAAACAUUCUGGCUGGCAUGUCUACGAUCCAUCCUGGCUUUAACCAGGCUGGAUUGUGUGGGGAGCUCACAAAUCCUUGAAAGAUGUGUAAAUAUUCCCAUCAGUGAGCUCCUCCGGCAGGAAAGGCUUCGUUGGCUGUGUCAUGUAGCCCGCAUGCCCAGCUACCGCAUGCCCAAUCAGCUUCUGUUAGGCCGCAUAGAGGGGGCUAAACGGGCACGACAUGGUCUGGAGAAGAGAUGGAGCUGAUGCGGUACAGGAGGACGUGGAGCUGAGUGGACUUGCCGACGACUGGUACCAGCGGUGUCAAGAUCGGCCUCUGUGGAGGAGGCUCGUGAAGGACGCUGCUGGGCAGUUGGAGGCAGUAGCCCUCCAACAGCAACGGAGGGCGGAGGAGCGACGCUCACAACAACGAGCGGAGCGCCGGGCGGCUAAAAUGCAGCAAGUUGGCACAGUGGAGGGUACAGUUGGUGCAUCAGCCAGUCAUCUCAGUCAGCCAUGGCACCUGGGUCUGUCCUGAGACCUCCUGUCAGCGAGCCUUUGAUACUUCACGUUGCCUCAAAGUGCACCUGGCCUGGCACCCGGCGCCACGGUGACGUCACCGUCACUUAGUGGCGAAUGGCGGGGUAUUGGGGCAUAAUUUUGGGUAGACAAUGGAUAGUUCAGAGGUAAUGGGUGAAAGCCAUAGGACUGCCUUUCUAAAGCUCCCUAUGCAUUUUAUUAUUAAGUGUUUGGUCAUUUGUACCGCGCGGUUACUUUGCUAAGCCAAGUGUAAAUUUUCUCGCACGUUGAGUUUGCUCGGAGGACAACACACUGUGAGAGCGGCACCGCUGAGAUCCUGCGUAUGGACCUGAAAACUCAAUUUCUCUGUACAAGAAUACGGGCUCAACCGUGUGGGUUGACGCGUACGCGUUCUCAAGGCUAACAAGGCGAUGUUCUUGGCCUGAAUGCCACUAAAUGACGCACAGAGACCCCUCGGCUCGGGUUGACGUAGAGAACCUGGAAAACUUUCAUAGGUUGAGCUGUGAUGAAACCGGGGCUGAGUCAGCGAGCUGAACUUCUUUCGCACCGUGCGUAGCCAACCGUGUUAUUCAGGAGGUGCCGGGACAAGUCAACGAAUGGAACAAAAGCAGUUGUCAAGAAACGAUUUCUCAAUUUCGAUUUAAAAGUGCAUCGCUCCCCCAAGUGGCUUCCUCAUCAAGAGUCGGUCUCGGCCCCAAGUCACCAACGGGACCGUACAGAAUAACCGUGGCGUUGCAUUCGGCUCAACUUUCACCUCUGUGAAUUUAAUUUAACCGUCACGUGGCAAACGGCGACCGCACAUCAGUGUGUUUCGGGGUUGCCCCUCACCCUACACCCCCACGGUGGCUAUGAGGUGUCGUCUCCCUCGCCUGAUAUGCAGGAGGGCGUGGGUUCGAUUCCAACCCUUGACGCCUGCUGUAUAUUUGGAGUUUGCAUGUUGUCUCUCCCCGUGAUCGUGUGGAUUUUUCUCCGUGUCCUCCGGUUUCUCCCUUUGACAUUUUAGAAUCGACAUCACGCGUUUAGAAUAUUUGGCUGCUGUAAAUUUCGACGUGGUGAUGAUGAUGAGCCCACUUGGUUGGGCGGUCAUCUGUGGCCCGGUCGCUUCUGCAAAAGAGCUACAUGGCUCAGCGGGCCUUAGCUGAUGAAAAAUUUUAAGUUUAUUUGGGAUAAAAUUGAGACGAAAAAAUUGGGGAGCUUGGUUGGCCUAAUGUUCGCCAGCUGGCCAAUAAGUGAAUGAAUGAAAGGGUAUUCUUUAAAAAAUGUCUUUGUUAUAAAAUGUCGUUUCACCUUCAUGAGAUGUGGUUAGCGCAGUAUUAAAGCAAGCUGAUAUUGACAUGCCAGCAACGAAGUUGGGAGGGAAAGACAAAUAAGAGAACAUUUUAAAAAGAUUUACAGAAUUGCCCGCUUGUCUGUUGAAUGGGUUUGGUGAGAAAACCUCAUCACAUUUACAAGGUGAACAAUUUUUAGUAUCCAUAUUCUCUUAACACUCGCUAGAAUGUUGUACAGUCGUUCGUAUAUGUUUACGAAAAAAGUCUUUAAAAUAAAAAAUGCCUCCUUUUGAAAA